CCCAACUCCGCAACCGUGAUCGCCGUGAACAGCUGCCUGCCAGCUUGAGCUCGGCCGCUAUUUGUACAUCUGAACUUCCCCGUCGGACAGUAUCCCGCCAUUACUAGAAUCUUCGUGAUGAUAUGGUUGUAGUUCUAUGACCUCGAAACUAAAUACACGCCACGAUGUCGCGCGAGCACGCCUUGAAAGAGGAGGAGGCAGGGCUCCUUGGAAGACACGACACAUCGACGCGCAUCUCGGAAGAUGGCUCGGAAGCCUCUGGAUCCUCGAUUUCGACCACGUCGCUAGUCCUCGAGCAUAUCAACGACGACGCGUUCAAAGGUGCAUCGCAACCGACGCUCUCGGAGAAGUACAGGGACGAGGAUGACGGCGAGCUUGGCCAGGCGCGUGAGCGUUUCGAUGUUGAAGACGGGCGAAACCACGCGCUGGAGCCGGUAGACAAGAAGGCGCGACGAAUGCUCUGGAUCGUUGGCAUCAUCUGUGCCAUAGGCUGGGGGCUUGCACUGGUUACCUUCCUGAUGAAUGGCAGCUACAAGCAUGCAUCUUCCCGCCCACACGACCCUCUCGCAAGCUCGACAAAGGGUUCUGGGAAGAAGGUCACGCUCGACAGCGUGCUCGGCGGGCAAUGGUAUGCCCAGCAGCAGCGUGUGGAAUGGAUCGCAGGACCAAACGGAGAAGACGGCCUGUUGCUCGAGAAAGGCGUGUCGGGCAAAGACUAUUUGGUUGUCGAGAACAUCAGAAGCAAAGACGAUGGUGGAGCGCCUGCUAAAACCAUAACGCUGAUGAAGGAGAGUGGCUUCCAAGUAAACGGCACCUAUGUACAACCCAGCAAUGUAUGGCCCAGCAAAGACUUCAAGAAAGUGCUCGUUAUUUCGGACUCGCAGAAGAACUGGAGGCAUUCUUUUACAGGAAUGUAUUGGAUUUUCGACGUUGAGACGCAAACUGGUCAGCCUUUGGACCCAGAGAACCCGGACCGCCGGAUACAGCUGGCAUCAUGGUCACCCCAGUCAGAUGCCGUUGUCUUCACAAGGGAUAACAACAUGUUCUUGCGCAAGCUCAACACAAACGAGGUCGUUCCAAUCACAACAGACGGCGGAUCAGAGCUGUUCUAUGGCGUUCCCGACUGGGUCUACGAGGAAGAAGUAUUUUCAGGAAACAGCGCGACAUGGUGGUCUGAAGACGGUCAAUACGUGGCUUUCUUACGGACAGACGAAUCGACCGUUCCAACCUUCCCCGUACAAUACUUCGUCUCGCGACCGAGCGGAGAACGACCGAAGCCUGGAGAGGAGAGCUAUCCGGAGGUCCGUGAUAUCAAGUACCCCAAGGCCGGUGCGCCAAACCCCAUCGUGUCGCUGCAGUUCUACGAUGUUGAGAAGGGCGAGGUUUUCAGCGUCAAAAUCGCUGAUGACUUCAAAGACGAUAACCGUCUCAUCACUGAGAUAGUUUGGGCUGGCAAAACCAAGCAGGUCCUUGUUCGGGAGACCAACCGAGAAAGUGACAUCCUCAAAGUUGUCUUGAUGGACGUUGAGAAACGAACCGGAAAGACUGUCAGGACGGAGAACGUAGCAGAGCUCGAUGGAGGCUGGUUCGAGGUCUCUCAGAAGACAACGUUCGUGCCCGCUGAUCCCGAGAACGGUCGCAAGGACGACGGAUACAUUGACACGGUUAUCUACAAGGGCUACGACCACAUUGGAUACUUUACGCCUUUGGACAGCGACAAGCCAAUCCUGCUUACCAAGGGGGAAUGGGAAGUCGUCGAUGCGCCAUCGCGCGUAGAUCUGAAGAACAACCUCGUCUACUACAUAUCCACUGAGCGCAGCUCCAUCGAGCGCCACCCAUACGCCGUCUACCUAAACGGCACAGGCAAGAGGGAAGUCAUCGAGAACAACCCAUCUGGUUACUACGAUGCCUCCUUCUCCGCUGGCGGUUCCUACGCCCUCAUCUCCUGCAAAGGACCCGGCAUCCCCUGGCAGAAAAUCAUCAGCACGCCCUCCACCACAAAGAAGUACACCAAGACCCUCGAGGAAAACAAGAGUCUCGAGCGCUACGCCCGCCAACACGAACUCCCCAUCCUCAAGUACCAGACCAUCGACGUCGACGGCUUCAAACUGAACGUCAUCGAACGCCGACCACCUCACUUCAGCGAGAAGAAGAAAUACCCUGUGUUGUUCUACCAGUACAGUGGGCCCGGCUCGCAGCAGGUGCACAAGAAGUUCGAAGUCGACUUCCAGAUGUACAUUGCUGCUACUCUCGGGUAUAUCGUCGUCACAGUCGAUGGACGUGGCACAGGCUUCCUCGGCCGUAAAUUGCGCUGCAUCACGAGAGGAAACAUCGGACACUACGAAGCGCUCGACCAAAUUGCAGCGGCAAAGAUAUGGAAGGCGAAGAAGUACGUCGACGGCGAGCGAAUAGCGAUCUGGGGAUGGAGUUACGGCGGCUUCCAGACACUAAAGACGCUUGAAACGGAUGCAGGCGAGACAUUCAAAUACGGCAUGGCCGUUGCUCCAGUCACGGAUUGGAGGUUCUACGACUCCAUCUACACGGAACGCUACAUGCACCAGCCCCAGAACAACGCCGACGGCUACGACAACACCUCCAUCAGCGACGUGACCUCUCUCGCGAAAAACGUCCGCUUCCUCGUCAUGCACGGCGUCGCAGACGAUAAUGUUCACAUGCAGAACACGCUCACUCUGCUCGAUUACUUGGAUCUUGCCGGUGUUGAGAACUACGAUGUGCAUGUCUUCCCGGACUCGGAUCACAGCAUCUACUUCCACAACGCUAACAAGAUUGUUUAUGAUAAGCUGAAUUGGUGGCUUAUCAAUGCGUUCAACGGUGAGUGGUUGAGGGUGGAGAAUGUGGCGCCCAAGGCGCAGAUUGAUCGCAAGUUGAAGGUGCGGCAGUAGGUGUUUGAUGGGUAACAGCGUUGGUGCUUUGAGUUUGGUGCGGUGCGGUGCUUGAUGGCAUGCUAGGCGUUUGUUUAUCUGAUAUCUUGAAUACAUGUCACUGCAAGUUGCUCCUCGCGAGUUUUUCGGUAUUGCAUUAACACUUCACCCUUGCUCGAUGCUCAGAAUACGUCGAGGUGGUGCAAGGGACGGAGUAUUGAGAACGGGAAUCGCAGAUUAAUCUAUUUAUGUCAUUUUGUCUAAGCUUAGGAGAACAAUCAAGAGCAAGAUGUGCACGAGCACC
This is a messenger RNA of Dothidotthia symphoricarpi CBS 119687, 3186 nucleotides long. RefSeq names its product putative dipeptidyl-aminopeptidase B. NCBI's taxonomy places the organism in Eukaryota, Fungi, Ascomycota, Dothideomycetes, Pleosporales, Dothidotthiaceae. Bases 165 to 2903 code for a protein of 912 amino acids. The record is from RefSeq and is a predicted model, not a curated record. Gene Ontology annotation, biological process: proteolysis. Gene Ontology annotation, molecular function: serine-type peptidase activity; dipeptidyl-peptidase activity. The transcript is spliced from 3 exons.